UUUUUGUAAAUCUGCAAUUUUUAGGUUUUAGUAAAACUAAGGGUAAAAUAGUCAAUCUAUAAUUUAAUUUUUAUAAAAUAAAUCACAAUGGGUAAAUUUGCAAUUUUAUUAGUUAAUGAAGGGGAAAUAUGCAAUUUAAAUUUAGGCUUGGGUAAAUAUGCAAUUAAAAAGAUUUUCAAGGGGAAAUAUGCAAAAAACCCUUAUUUUUAUGAUGUUUGUUAUUUAUUAUUGUUAACUGAUUGAUUAAUUUGUUAUGUGUAUUAUCUAUAUCUAUAUAUAUUAAUAAAUGAAAAGGAUUUGGGCCAUGUGGCAUGUGAUGGUGGAACCAUUUGCUGAGGUGGCAUGUUAUGGUGGAGGAUUUAGGUGGGAAGCAAUUAUACACAAUGUUGCUAAUAUCCACGCGGGAUCCGAAUAGGAUUCGGUUCGACCCAAUAAUCCAAACGGAUCCUUUAUACAUCGUUCUUUUACUCAUUCUUCUCUAUGACGCUUCCACAUUCCACAAACCCUAAAAACCAAAGUUGCUCAUCAUGUUAUUUGGUUCAGUAAUCCUUCAUCAAAAUCUCAAACAUGCUUCUUCCGUUUCUCUACAUCCACUGCCUGUCACUCUGCUUCCCCUUAACGCCACCACUCCGAUCAACUUCCGGCGAUUAAUCUUUCACCGGUAAAUGUUCCAACUUUCUUGAUUCUUUUCAUCUUUACAUAUAUCAUGCAUUUGAUCAAUACCCAUGUAUUUUUUUAUCACAUAACUUAAUCAAAGUUCGAUCUUUCUUUAUUUUCAAGCAUUUGAUCAAUACCCAUGUGUGUUUUUUUAUCACAUAACUUAAUAAAAAUUCAAUCUUUCUUUAUUUUCAAUUGUUAUUUGUUCAUGCCAUAAUGCCUGCAUCGUUAGAGAUCACAACAGCAGAGUUCUUACAAGGUUCAAAAAGUUGUAAACUUUACUUGCCUAAACCCUUACCAAAGAGUAGAAAUUCCCAUUUGCUGUUCGGUUCGACUCACUGUAAAAGAAACAGUUCUGUGAGAGUAUGCAGUCAAGGUGUUCGACGAAAUGCGUCUGACAAAAUCCGGGCUGUGGUGUCGGUGGACUCGCAACAGUUAGGUAGUGUGGAUGAUUUCGAAGCCGAAAAAGUGAUUCAUUUUUUCAGAACUCCGUUGAUUCAAGAUAGGGCGAUGGAUGAGUUGCUCAAGUCGGUUCAAACAAAGAUAUCGGAUAAGACUGUCGGGUUGGAAAUCGAACAGUUUAUAGGAACACCCUGGAACUACUAUUGUCACCGACAAUGUAACUUCAGAUGGGCUUACAACAUUCAUUGAGAAAAAAAAAAAAACUAGGUA
Helianthus annuus (common sunflower) is the source of this 1329-nucleotide messenger RNA. Its product is annotated as probable phosphoribosylformylglycinamidine synthase, chloroplastic/mitochondrial. The coding region runs from base 874 to 1308 and encodes 144 amino acids. Lineage: Eukaryota; Viridiplantae; Streptophyta; Magnoliopsida; Asterales; Asteraceae. The record is from RefSeq and is a predicted model, not a curated record. The transcript is spliced from 3 exons.